Brassica napus (rape) is the source of this 6099-nucleotide messenger RNA. Its product is annotated as putative nuclease HARBI1. The transcript is spliced from 5 exons. The record is from RefSeq and is a predicted model, not a curated record. The coding region runs from base 3392 to 4663 and encodes 423 amino acids. Lineage: Eukaryota; Viridiplantae; Streptophyta; Magnoliopsida; Brassicales; Brassicaceae.
UUUAAUAUUCAUUUAUUCACCCUAACCGCAAACGCUAGUGGAAACCAGAUAUGAUGAAGUUUAGAGCGGUUCGAGACGAUUUAUAGCGUUUUGUGUGAUUGUUGUAGAACACCAAAAUUCCUACAAACCGCAAAAGUUACGUUUGUGGAUGGAAGCAGAAAACUAGUCAUACCCUUAACAAAGUGAAAUGAGCUGUCUUUAUAGUUAUAUUUUAAGUUUUUAUAAUUUAAAUUAAGAUAAUUUAAUUGUUAAUAUAUUUAAAUUAGACCAAGUUAUCUACAAUUAAAAUUUUCUUAUAAGAUUUAUUUGUUUGCUGGGAAAUAGAUACUAGAUUGUUCUAGGAUUAGUUUUCACUUAUAUACAUAUAUAUGUAUAAUUUUUGGAAUUAAACUUUCAGAUCUUAACAGAAUAAAUUAAAAUAUCAGCAACCAAUCAAAUUAAAACAAUUUAUGAAACUUCACAUAUAAAUGACAUAUAGGCAAAAAUAAUUUAAGUAAUAUUUUUAGUAGGAUAGAUACUAAUAUAUUAAGGGAUUUAUUGUUACACAUCUUUCUAUUUAUUUUUAUUUUUUAUCUUUCUAUAUAUUGUGAUUUCUUAUCCUUCUAUAUAUGGGGUCAAAAAAAAUCCUUCUAUAUAUUGUUAUUUUUUUUAUCUAUUUAUAUUAAGAAUGAAAUCAUGAUGAUAUACAGUUCCUCUAUUUACAAAGAGUGUUAUUUUAUCACAUUUCACACUAUUAAAAAAUUGCAAAAAACACUAAUCUCCAUUUUUAAUGUAUAAUUAAUAAAAUAAAAUUGAUGUAAAGUAGAAUUUUGUUGGUUAUUUAAAAGGACAAAAAUAUGUAAAUCCAUAUUUGAAAUGUAAAAUGAAAUUUAAAAAAACAAAAAAAAAGAAUAUAAUGUCAUAGAGUGACAUUUUUUAUGAAACAUAAUGAGUAUAAUAGCAAUACGAGGAAAGUAGACUUGCUAAAAAACAAAUUAAGGAAAAUUGUUCUCCAAAGAUUUCGAAGCAAGCAGUGCAAACUACCAUCACCACCUAGAGUCAACUUCCAUUGCUUUCCAAAUAACAACACUUAUCCGUCACUCUAUAAAUACUCUUUCUUCCUGUUAUCACUUCCUCACCACAGCAGAACAAGCCAUAUACAUACAUAUACAUAAUUUUUUUUUUUGUAAAAAUACAUAUACAUAAUUCAAGACAAGGAAAACACAUUCAUACGUUUUUGUGUAAACUUGGAAUUUUUAUUUAUCGGAUCCAUAAUAGUCAAAAUGGUCUUGCGAGUGUCGUAUGUUUUGGUGGUUCUAACCAUUCUUUCCAUGGAUCAUAGGAUCUCUCAAGCCACAUCCCGUGUUGCCUUUCAGAAGCUAUCCAUUGCUGAUUACUUCGAACAAUGGAUGAUCCAGUUCUCUCGAGUUUACAUCAAUUCACUCGAGAAACAGAUGAGGCUGGAAGUGUUCAAGAAAAACUUGGAAUACAUUGAGAACUUCAAUACUAAGGAGAAUAAAAGCUACAAACUUGGUGUCGACGAGUUCACGGAUCGAACUGACGAGGAGUUCCUAGCCACCCACACCGGUCUCAGUGGCAUUAAUGUAAUUUCAUCAUCCGAAGUGGUUGAUGAAUCGAUGUCAUCUUCGAACUGGAACGUCAGUAAUAUCAUUGGAUUCUAUGCCAAGAGCAAAGACUGGAGAUUGGAAGGAGCUGUAACACCUGUCAAAAACCAAGGAAGUUAGACCACCCGCAUCGGGGGUUUAUGAGAGAGUCAUGGGCUCGGUAUCAUAGGCCUUUUCGAUUAAAAGAAAUGAAUAAAUGGGUUUCAACCCGUGAACCGGGUCUUCCAAGUGAGUCCGUAUGAUACGGGGUCAUGCCACGCGGCGCAGAGGGAGUGGCUACGCGAUCUCGCGUGUUGAGUGAGAAAAAAGGGUUUCGCGUGAAAGAUCCCAUUUUCCCUUCUCUCUUCGAAAUCUAGGGUUUCUCCGUCUCUGAGGCGAUUUCGUGUCCGAGUCCAGAGCCGGAGAUUUUCUCGAUCAAUUCGUCGUCGGAGUCACUCGUAAACGCUCUCAGAUGGAUCCCGAAGCAGAGAUAAGAGACACAAAGAGAAGAAAGGAGCACAUCGAUAUGCUUUCAUACGUGUGUGAUUCAUAACACGGGAUUCCGACGAGGUGUCCCUGUGGUGGGAGUAUAAUUCACGAGGUUUGUGGGAAGGAGGAAUACGACACUCUCCCCGGCAAGCGUUUCUUCACCUGCAUAAACUACGAGCCUUGGGUCAUUGGUGUGCAGGAGCAUAACGAACGGCUCACAAGUCGUGUGGAGGAGGUGGAGGCGAUGAUCAAGUGGGUGCCGGAGGUGAAUAAUAAGAUUAAGAGUCUGGAGGCAGAGGUAAAAGCCCUCACUGUGGAGGUUGAUAGGCUCACUGGGAAGGUUUAUAACCUGACCGUGCAGGUGGAUCACUUGGAGAAAUGCUGCUUCGACUGAAAACACAAAGGUCACCAGUUCAAGGAGGAGGAUGCGUGGAUGGUUGCAGGUCUCUGUUUCUUUAUGUAUCAAAUCAAGUCACGGGUGGUAAUGUAGUAGUAGGUGGUUGUAGUGGUAGGUUAUGUAAGAUGGAAUCACGGGAGAGUGUAGUGUUUUCCAACUUUCUACACUCGUUUUAUCUAUGUAUCAAAUCAAGGGUAUGUCCCCACGGCUUUGCUUUUGUACUCACAGGUGUAUGUACCCACAUGCUACUUGCUUCAAUGUUUUUCUAUAUAAAUGACUAUGUGUUUCAUUCUGUUUAUCUCAUUCAUGCAUUUUAUCAAAACUAUCUUAUCAACUAUGUGAUACAUCAGUUUGAUUCUUCUUACCAUCAGCCAUACUUUUAUCAAAACUAUCUCACCAUCUCGGAAUCUAACCAACCAACACCACUACGAGAAUCACCAACCAACACCACGAGAAUCACAACAACAAUCAAACAAGAAUCACCAAUCAACACAAGGAAUCAACUCUACUACUCCUCAACCCCACAGAUCAUCUCUACCAUUCAACAGAGGUAAGUUGAAAACCAAAAAUUCUAAGUAAUGAACAUAUCCUUAAAUAAUGAAAUUCUAAAUUCUAUAUUAUCAUAUUUAAAACCAAAAAAAGGUUUAUAAUUUACUAAAGUUAAAACCCAAAAAAAAAAGAUUCAAGAGAAAUAAACAGAUUUAUAAUUUUAAUGAAAAACUUUACUAAGGUUAAAACCAAAAUAAUAUAAAAAAAAAACUAAGGUUAAAACCCAAAAAAAAAUGAACAGAAAUAGAGAAAUAAACUUUAAAAGAGGAAAAACAUACCAUAUAUAAGAAAUAAAAAUUUGUUUUAAAAGUUUAUUAAAAAUUCCUCCCUAUUGCCUUUUGUAGGAAAAAUAUUACAAUAAAUAUCAUCAACAAUGUCUUCCUCAUCAAGUGAUGAAGCGGAUGAAGUUUUUGAUGAAUUGGUCGAUGAAGUAGUUGAUAAUUUCAUCGAUACAGUAAUUGAUGGUCAAACCAACAAAUCAAAGAGGCAAGCUUAUAUUGAAAGAGAUCGAGAACAAGGACACAUUCGACUAUGCAACGACUAUUUCAGUAAUAAUCCAACUUACACACAAGAUAUGUUUAGGCGGCGGUUUCGAAUGAACAAGCCAUUGUUCCUUCGCAUUGUCGACCGUCUAAGUACUGAAGUUCCGUACUUUCAGCAAAGAAGAGAUGCUACCGGAAGGAACGGGCUAUCUCCACUUCAAAAGUGUACGGCAGCGAUACGUAUGCUCGCAUAUGGUCAGUCAGGAGAUACAUAUGACGAAUAUCUCCGGAUGGCUGACAGUACAUCACGUUUAUGUUUGGCAAAAUUCACUGAUGCAAUAAUACAAUUGUUUGGGGAUGAGUAUCUACGAACACCUACAGCCGAGGAUCUUCAGCGAUUACUCGAUAUUGGAGAGGUACGGGGAUUUCCGGGGAUGAUAGGCAGCAUCGACUGUAUGCACUGGGAGUGGAAAAACUGCCCAACAGCUUGGAAAGGUCAGUUCACACGUGGUUCGGGAAAGCCAACAAUUGUCUUAGAAGCCGUGGCAUCACAAGAUCUUUGGAUUUGGCACGCUUUUUUCGGCUUACCAGGUACCCUAAACGAUAUCAAUGUUCUUGAUCGGUCUCCAGUUUUUGAUGACAUCUUACAUGGUCGAGCCCCUAAAGUGAAGUUCAAGGUCAACAACCACACUUAUCGUAUGGCCUACUAUUUUACCGACAGCAUUUAUCCUCCAUGGGCAACAUUUAUCCAAUCCAUCCCACUUCCUCAAGGUCGUAAAGCACAUAAAUUUGCAGAAAUGCAAGAAUCCGCCAGAAAAGAUGUCGAACGGGCUUUUGGAGUAUUGCAAUCGAGGUUUGCAAUUGUUAGGAACCCAGCUCUACAAUGGGACAAGGAAAGGAUAGGAAAAGUAAUGAUAGCUUGUGUCAUAUUGCACAAUAUGAUAGUAGAGGACGAACGAGACGGAUACGCUCCAAUUGAUACAUUUGAGUUUGAGACAGGACAGUCUAGCAGAAGUUCGCAGGCGAGAAGCAGAGAUAGUGUUAAUGUCACCCCUGAUAUGUUAGCCAUGCGGAGAGAAGUUCGAGAUAGCGACAAGCAUCAUCGUUUGAAAGCUGAUUUAGUGGAAAAUAUUUGGCAAAUGUUUGGUGAUGAAGAUGAAUAAAUAAGUUAUGUAUGUUAGAAAAAAUUCUCAAUUUAUGUAAUGUACUUUUAAUGUAUUGAAUAAAAUGUUUUCAUAAUUUUAAUAAUAUGUUUUAAUAUUUUAUUCAUCUUUUUUGAAUAUUUUAAAUUUUUUUUUUUUAAAUUAAUAUUAUUAUUUUAUUCCUAUGAACUCCUUCUUCGGGUUCACUAAUGCAGAAAACAGCAUAUCCGAGUUCAUAACUGUUCAUGGACCCACGAAAAAAUAUUAAAAAAUAUUGGUGAACCCUAAAGGGGGUUCACCAAUGCUCAUGCUCUUAUUGUUGUAAGCUCGCUUGACUUAUAUAUAUUAUAAACAGUCUCUAGUCUCUCUACAGAUUAGAAAAAACAAUGUAGUAAUUAAACUCCACAUAAAAGCUUAAUACCCAAGUCAGGGUGAUCAUUCUAGGUUUCUAACAAUGAAGUAAUCAUUAUAUGCGCAUGCAGGUGGUUGUUGGGCGUUCUCGGCGAUUGCAGCGGUGGAAGGUCUGACAAAGAUUUCCCGAGGAAAGCUCGUAUCACUGUCCGAACAGCAACUUCUAGAUUGUGACAAAGCUAACCAUGGUUGCAAGGGAGGAUUAAUGGACAAAGCUUUCAACUACAUAGCACAAAAAGGAAUUACUGGAGAUGACGAUUACCCUUUCCUAGAGGAAGAUGGGAUUUGCCAGUUCGAGGAUGAACCCGUCAUUAAGAUCAGAGGUUACCAAUGCGUUCCACGCAACAACGAGCUUGCUUUGCGCGAGGCAGUAUCGAGACAGCCCGUCUCCGUUGGAGUGGCUUGGCAUUUGGACAGUAUCAUCCAUUACUCAAGCGGAGUGUACGAUGAGCCUUACUGUGGUAUCAACAUGAACCAUGCGGUGACUAUUGUAGGGUACGGGACGAGCCCUGAAGGGAAAGAUUAUUGGCUGGCUAAGAACUCUUGGGGUGCGAGUUGGGGAGAGAAUGGUUACGUUAGACUCCGUAGAGAUGUGGAGUGGCGUGAAGGCAUGUGUGGUCUGGCUCAGUAUGCUUGUUAUCCGGUUGUUUGACUAGCUUGUUCGAUGAUAUGAUAAACUGAAAUGAUCAAACAUUAUGUAGUUUGGUCUAUUUUAUGAUUUAUUUAAAUGUGGUCUUAAACUAUAUCGCAAAUUACGGUUGACCAUAAGCUUUAUAAUGCUCAUAUUAUUGCUCAAUAUAAUAAAAGCAACAAUUAGUUGUCACUCCAUCCCUUCGAAAUGUAUUUUGAAAAUUUUCUAUACAUACUUUUUUUUUUUGUCAACAUCCAUUAUAUAUGAGUUAUUCUUGGGUUCACCUCUAGGUUAACCAACCAAUAUAAUUUCUUUAUUUCAAAUUUGAUAUUUUUUAAAAAAGAAAUAAAAUAUUGGCAAGUUAUAUUAUGUUUUUAAAAUAAAAAAGUAAAAAAAUAGUAGUUACAGAAAAAAG